Molecule: messenger RNA, 1488 nt
Organism: Aspergillus udagawae
Lineage: Eukaryota; Fungi; Ascomycota; Eurotiomycetes; Eurotiales; Aspergillaceae
Product: putative alanine aminotransferase
Exons: 2
Coding region: 1-1488 (495 amino acids)
Biological process (GO): biosynthetic process
Molecular function (GO): L-alanine:2-oxoglutarate transaminase activity; pyridoxal phosphate binding
Source: RefSeq, a predicted model, not a curated record
AUGACCGUGCCAUAUACCACCAAGAGGGCUGCGUCUGAUCUCGGCCCUCGUCGUCUCCAUGCCGACAAUAUCAAUCCCAACGUCAAGGCGGCCAAGUAUGCUGUCCGUGGUGAGCUUGCCGUCAAGGCAGAGGAGUACCGUGUGAGGUUGGCCAAGGGAGACAAGUCCUUGCCCUUUGACAGUGUCAUCUUCGCCAAUAUUGGCAACCCCCAGCAGCUGGAUCAGAAACCCAUCACCUUCUUCCGUCAGGUACUCAGUCUCCUCGAGAACCCGGCACUGCUGGAGAAACCGGAGGCCCUGCGUUCGUCUUUCGGCUACAACCAGGACGUCAUUGACCGGGCCAAGAAGCUUCUUGCGGACAUUCAGAGCGUCGGUGCCUACAGUCACAGCCAGGGAGCGCCAUUAAUCCGGGAGAGCGUGGCCAGAUUCAUCGAGGAGCGUGACGGCUUCCCCGCCAACCCUCAAGACCUGUACCUCUGCGCUGGUGCCUCGUCCGGUGUUAGCACCCUGCUGAACGUCAUCUGCAACGCCCCUAGCGCCGGUGUCCUUGUGCCGAUUCCCCAAUAUCCUCUGUACACCGCCACCCUGUCUCUUCUCAAUGCGCAGUGCGUCCCAUACCUCCUGGAGGAGGACAAGGCCUGGGGUACAGACGUGGAGGCCAUCCGGCAAUCUCUGGUGCGCGCCAAGGCCGAGGGCACCGAGGUUCGUGCCAUCGUUGUCAUCAACCCCGGUAACCCGACGGGUGCCUCACUGAGCCCCGAGGACAUCAAGAGCGUCCUUGACGUCGCCGCAGAGGAGAAGCUGGUCGUCAUUGCCGACGAGGUGUACCAGACCAACGUCUUCGUGGGCGAGUUUACAUCGUUCAAGAAGAGACUGCGCCAGCUCCAGCAGGAGGUGCCUGGGAAGUACGACAACGUCGAACUCGCUUCUCUGCACAGUGUGUCCAAGGGUAUGGUGGGCGAAUGCGGCCACCGAGGCGGUUACUUCGAGCUCGUCGGAUUCGACCCCUUGGUCGCCGCCGAGAUCUACAAGUUUGUCAGCAUCAUGCUGUGCCCGCCGGUGAUCGGUCAGUGUCUGGUCGAGCUUAUGGUGAACCCACCCAAGAAGGGUGAGCCCAGUUACGAGUUGUAUGAGAAGGAGUACAACGGCAUUAGCGAUGGUCUACACAAGCGUGCCCUCGCCCUGUACGAAGCCUUCAAGCAGAUGGAGGGUGUCGAAUGUCAAGAGCCUCAGGGCGCCAUGUACCUCUUCCCCAGCAUCACCCUGCCCCCUAAGGCCGUCGAAGCCGCUGCCGCUGAAGGCCGGCCCGCCGACGAGUUCUACUGCCUGCGCCUCCUCGACGCAACGGGCGUUUGCGUGGUCCCCGGUUCCGGUUUUGGACAGAAGGAGAACACCCUUCACUUCCGCACAACCUUCCUUGCCCCCGGCACUGCCUGGGUCGAGCGGAUCGUCAAGUUCCACGCCGAGUUCAUGGCCACGUAUAAAUAG